This is a messenger RNA of Dermacentor albipictus, 1318 nucleotides long. Its product is annotated as carboxypeptidase B-like. Gene Ontology annotation, molecular function: metallocarboxypeptidase activity; zinc ion binding. Gene Ontology annotation, biological process: proteolysis. NCBI's taxonomy places the organism in Eukaryota, Metazoa, Arthropoda, Arachnida, Ixodida, Ixodidae. The record is from RefSeq and is a predicted model, not a curated record.
CCCGGAAAGAGAGACACAAUCUCGAGGUCUAGACAUGGCACGCCCACUGUUGUGCCUGGUCGCGGCUUUGCUGGCCCCAACUGGAUCCUGGGCGUCUCCUACUUCCAAGCGGAUGCCGCGAGCAGACUACACAGGGCAUCGGGUAGUAUCGGUGACGGCAGCAACGGCAGCUGACGUCGGCCUCUUAUCGUCCUUGGCGGAUACCCUGCAGCUCGACGUAUGGCAAGAAUCUGCCGCGGUCGGCAGACCGGCGCUCAUACGACUCAGACCGGAAGUUGCCGACGAUUUCCUGGCCACCGCUUCCCGAAAAGGCCUCAAUGUGACGACGAAGUGCCUUAACCUGCAAGAAUCUAUAGAUAAGGAGCGCAGGGAGAUGCGCUUCACUACAUAUUCGACUACACAGGAUCAUUUCACAAGAUACCUGCGGUACUCAGAGUUCAAGGACGCCCUCCAGAAUUACGCAAAGGAGUACGAUCACGUGACUUACACGUCUAUUGGCAAAUCAUACGAAGGGAGAGACAUCAUUGGUGCUCACAUCAAGACCAAGGAGAAUCAGCCCAUCGUCUUCUUCGAAUGCGGUAUCCAUGCCAGGGAAUGGAUUUCCCACGCCACCUGCCUUUACAUCAUAGAUCAGCUCGCUACGCAGUACGAGACGGACGAAGAGGUCAAGCGCCUUCUGUCUAAGUACGAGUGGAGGAUAUACCCAGUGGUCAAUCCUGAUGGCUACGAGUACACGCACACCGACGACCCCCUGUGGAGGAAGACCCGGUCCGUGAGCCGCUUGAAAAGCGAGUGCCGGGGGGCGGAUGCGAACCGGAACUUUGACGUCAGCAACUUUUGCAAGGUACGCUCCAGUAACGACCCCUGCUCGGACGGGUACUGUGGAGACGGACCCUUCUCGGAGCCGGAGGUUCGCGCCGUUCGGGACGCUCUGGUGUCAACCCAGGGCCGCACCGAGUUCUACUUCUCCAUGCACAGCUUCAGCCAGUAUUGGAUGUACCCGUACGGAUACACCAACGUCAGCGUGCCGAACCAUGAGCUGCUGGCCAAUAUCUCACUCGCAGCUACGGAAGCCAUCUUUAAACUUCAAGGAACUGAAUACGAAGUUGGACCCAUCUCAAAAGUCGUAUACCGGGUAUCUGGAAGCAGCGUGGAUUGGGCCUACGACCACGCAGGCGUGAAAAAGGCCUUCGCCAUUGAGCUACAGCCAUCAUGGCGAACGUUCGAUGAGAAUAUGGCUUUCGCAAUGCCUGUCAGAAAAAUCUUACCUUCCGUCAAAGAAACCUGGGUUGGCAUUAAAGGAGCCGUCAACUAUUGA